Lachnellula hyalina is the source of this 1548-nucleotide messenger RNA. Its product is annotated as putative sterigmatocystin biosynthesis P450 monooxygenase. Gene Ontology annotation, molecular function: iron ion binding; oxidoreductase activity, acting on paired donors, with incorporation or reduction of molecular oxygen; heme binding. Bases 1 to 1548 code for a protein of 515 amino acids. The transcript is spliced from 5 exons. NCBI's taxonomy places the organism in Eukaryota, Fungi, Ascomycota, Leotiomycetes, Helotiales, Lachnaceae. The record is from RefSeq and is a predicted model, not a curated record.
AUGGCUUUCUCACUCGCUGAGCAGAGCGUGUUUUCCCUUGCUGGCGCUGGUCUCUGCUGUUUUCUCUUCUACCUCACGCUCCGCGCUUUCUACCGUGUAACCCUUCAUCCACUCGCCUCCUACUCGGGACCAACCUUAUGGUCUAUCUCCGACCUUCCCUCCGCCUACCAAACUUUCCGGGGUACGCUUCCAUUCAAGAUCUCCUCUCUGCACGCCAAGUACGGACCUGUUGUACGCAUCGGACCUAAUGACCUGACGUAUAUCGUGGAGGAAGCAUGGACGGAUAUCUAUGCGCGCAAGGUCGAAUUGAGGAAGGACCCGAGCCAGUUUGUGAUUGUGGGAGAGGAGAAGAUACCAGGGCUCCUGACCUCCCCGGACGAGCAGGCACAUUCUAGAAUGCGGUGGUUGUGGCUGACGGAAGGCUUUCGCAGACGCAAUCUCGCUCACGGCUUUUCCGAGAAAGCUUUGCGGGGCCAGGAGUAUAUCAUUCGGGGCUAUGUUGACUUGCUGAUGCAGCGACUACACGAGAACUGCGGGAAAGGUACUGUUGAUAUAGCGAAGUGGUUGAACUUUGCUAGUUUCGAUAUUAUUGGGGACUUGACCUUUGGAGAAUCCUUCAGCUGUCUCGAGACGUCUGAAAUGCAUCGGAGAGAGAUGUUGAUGAAAAAACAGUUCUGGGUACAGCUGAUAUUCGAUAACCUGAAAUCAAUAUCACUUCUCGGCCUGAUGAAGAAGUUCCCGCCGCUUGAUAAGAUCCUUCUUUCUCUACUCCCAAAGAAUGCCAUGGAAAAGCAGCAGGAGCAUCUAGCACUCACAGAAGCCAAAAUGAUGAGGAGAUUGGAGUCUCAAGAAAGCCGUCUCGACUUCCUUUCGGAAGUCCAAAAUCAGAUCAAUACACCGUCUGGAAUGAGCAAGGCUGAAUUGCUACCCACAGUCAACCUCCUCAUUGUAGCAGGCUCCGAAACAACGGCCACCUUGCUAAGCGCCACAAGCUACUUCAUCCUAACCAACCCAUCCUGUCUCUCCAAACUCCAAGCAGAAGUUCGAAACGCAUUUAAAACGGAAAAAGAAAUCAAUAUCGUUAGUGUGAACAGCUUGAGCUACAUGCUAGCUAUCUUGAACGAGGUGCUGAGAUUAUACCCCCCUUCGCCAGCGAGCUUCAACCGAUUGACGCCACCUGGUGGCUGUCAGAUCGUAGGGAAAUUCGUGACAGGCAAUACAAGCGUGGCAGUCAACCAAUGGGCUGCGAAUCACUCUCCUACUAAUUUCGUCCGGGCCGAUGAAUUUAUACCCGAGAGAUGGAUGGGAGGUGACGAGUUUGCGGGAGACAACAGGAGGGCAGUGCAACCAUUCAGCGUGGGCCGAAGGGAUUGUAUUGGAAGGAAUCUGGCGUAUGCGGAGAUGAGGCUGGUUCUUGCACGACUGGUGUGGAAUUUUGAUAUGGAGCUUGCUGAAGCGAGUAGAAAUUGGAUGAAGAACUUGAGGGUUUUCUUGGUGUAUGAGAAACGUCCUCUGAUGGUUCAUUUGCAGCCAGUUGUUAGGGGCUGA